AUGGAUGGAAAUAUCGUUUCAAACCCAAUAGUCUAUGAUGGUCAAAAUCAUUCUUUAGCCGGCAAUGUACCAGCCACUACCUCUUCGAGAGACCCGAACCGAGACGAAUUCCCGGUACAAAGUGCUUUGAAAAAACUGAAACUAAAUGCAAACGGCAUUCACGAGGGUGUGAACUCUGUUGGCCAAUACAUAUCGCAGCAAGCUUCCAGGAUUGAGCAGAUAGAACAACAACUAAAAGACGCACACCAGCGCAUCCAGAAGUUGGAGGUUGAACUUCAAACUCAGAUACUUAGAACUAUGCCUGACUACCAAAUCACUGAUGCGACUAUUUCCGAGAAUUUCCUGGUAGCCCGCGAUAGCCUCUGUGAGUGGGUGGAGGGGUUUCCUGAUAUCAAGUCUUUCACCGAAGCUCUAUAUGAUGCCGUCCAUCGCGGAGGUAUUGAUGAGAACCUGCUUACCUUUCCGAGAGAGUUUCAGUUAGAACUCAAUCACGCACAAACUGAGAUAUUGACAAUGAUUAUCUUCAAUAUUGUUCGAGAACAUAUACUCGAACCUCUAGUAUUCGCCGCGCCGCCAGCGGAUCAAGAACUCCUAGAGCACCUUUAUGACAUGAUAUCGAUGCUGGAACCGAAAAAAGAUACUAAAAGUAUUAAUCUCUGGCGGUCAGAUACAGUGAGGGCUUACACUGCAACUCAGGUUUACAAGGAUAAGAUUAUUCAAUGCUGUUCUGGAUUAGCCGAUCACUUGCGUGGUUUUUUCAGUUACUUCAGCUAUGAGGAAACAGUUGAUUUGGACCCAAAGUUUGCAAGGCUCGAGCAACAGGUCUUACCACAAAUUGCAGCUCUUGCGCUGAGAUUGAAAUGUUCGCCGGAACAGUACUGGUGGGGAUGGGAUCGAGAUUUCGAUUGGACCCAGCCUAUAAUUGUCUACAAGAGCUAUCUGAGUCAUCUCAUAAUCAUGGAUGCCCAUACCCACCACACGCUUAACCCUCAGGCUGCGAGGUUUGCGAAUAUACAGGAUGAUGCGCCUAUUGGUGUGGUCCUUCUGCGUUUAUAUCCGCCUUUGUUUCGCUCGGUCCCUGGAACGCAAAAUGAUAUUCUGAUUCAAAAAGAAGUGGUUGUGAUCCAAGGAUAUGAAAGUCUGCCUCCAAACUUGAAAGCAGAGGUUGAUUCUCUGGCAACAAAAGGGUGA
Messenger RNA from Aspergillus caelatus, 1191 nucleotides. RefSeq lists its product as uncharacterized. Bases 1 to 1191 code for a protein of 396 amino acids. The record is from RefSeq and is a predicted model, not a curated record. The transcript is spliced from 3 exons. NCBI's taxonomy places the organism in Eukaryota, Fungi, Ascomycota, Eurotiomycetes, Eurotiales, Aspergillaceae.